AUGAUACACGUGUCGUCCGAGAACGCUCAACGAUACGACCGGGUGAAGCGUAAAGGCGUAGCAUUUCUCUCGAAUUUUUUUAAAUCGAAAAAGGUGACUUUAGGAAUGAAGAUCAACGAGGAGGAAGAAAUGGAACGUGCUCCGAAAGUUGAGACAUCGGCGAUCAUCACGAACGUCUGUCGGCGCAGUGGUAGCGAGAAUGACAAUCAGGUAUCGAGAAUUCCGUCGACCUUGAGCGUGGCGGCCGUCGAUGUUGUCGUUGCCUGUCAGCCGUCCCCAUCGCACUCGACGUUAACCUUGACGCCCGGUAGAACACGGAACAUCGAUCAGGAUAUGGAGGCGCUUAGGCUCAGCCGACAGGAUAAUCCUUUUCUACAGGUGCUUGCGAGUCGCGAGAGCCUCGUGGAGUCCAUUGAGGAGUCCGAGUCCGACGACGCCAUAUUGAUGUCUCAGGAGCUGGGUGACACCGGUCCACUGACGCUCGCGCAAGUACACGAGCACCUCGUUCGUAGUCCGCCGCCUGCCUCGUGGCCGCACACCACAACCUUCCAUUUCCCCCAUCAGAAUCAGACGACGAACGGUAAGGGUGAUGCCACCGGACCGCACUGCAAGAGCCCCACGAAGUCGCCGCCGUACCGGGGGGGCAGCGAGCACGAAAUCUCUGGAAGCGAGCCAUCUACGGAAAUCAGAGAUCGCCACUCGCACACGUUCUCGUUGCUGCAUCCGACACCGAUCCGUUCGUUGUCCGGCGUUCGACGGCUGCACAGAUCGCCGGACGACAGCGUGCAGCUGAUGUCGAACGAGUAA
Messenger RNA from Dufourea novaeangliae, 807 nucleotides. RefSeq lists its product as uncharacterized. The record is from RefSeq and is a predicted model, not a curated record. Lineage: Eukaryota; Metazoa; Arthropoda; Insecta; Hymenoptera; Halictidae. The transcript is spliced from 5 exons. The coding region runs from base 1 to 807 and encodes 268 amino acids.